GUCCCCUGGGGUGGAGCACACGCCUCGCUGAAGCCCAGAGCUGCCUUGGCCCGGCUGGGCUUUCUUUGCUUACAGAGGCCAAGGGAGCACUUGGACAGACUUCUGAUCGACAAGACCAUGCUGGCCAGCCUGAAGAUCAAGAAACAGGAGCUGCUGAACAGCACGGAUGUGACCGUCCCGGAGCGGCCCCUGUCCCCCCCGCUGACGGCGCCCCCGACCAUGAAGUCGGCAGAGUUCUUCGAAAUGCUGGAAAAAAUGCAGGCACCAAAACUGGAAGAACAGAGGUCUGGAAGCCAAAAACACAAGGAAGACUACAUCCCAUACCCCAGCAUCGAUGAGAUCCUGGAGAAGGGCAGCCCCUACCCGCUGAUCAUCCUGCCCCAGUUUGGGGGAUACUGGAUAGAAGACCCAGAAAACCUUGGCACGCCCACCUCCUCUGACAGCAGCAUCUGCGAGGAGGAGGAGGAAAACCUCAGCCCCAGCAGCUAUGGCUACAAGCUGGAGUGCAAGGGAGAGGCCAGAGCCUACCGCAAGCAUUUCCUGGGGAAGGAUCAUUUAAAUUUCUACUGUACAGCUAGCAGCCUUGGAAAUCUGAUCCUUUCUGUUAAAUGUGAGGAGACAGAUGGCACAGAAUAUUUAAGGGUUAUACUCAGGUCCAAAGUGAAGACAUUGCAUGAAAGGAUUCCUCUGGCAGGAUUCAGCAAGCUCCCGAGCAUCCCCCAGAUUGCAAAGGCCUUCUGUGACGAUGCCUCGGGGCUGAAGUUUAACCCAGUUCUCUACCCCAAGGCAUCCCAGAUGAUAGUGUCUUAUGAUGAGCAUGAGGUCAACAACACAUUCAAGUUUGGUGUGAUCUAUCAGAAGUUCAGGCAGACCCAAGAGGAGGAGCUGUUUGGCAAUAAUGAAGAAAGCACUGCCUUCAAGAACUUCUUAAGUUUUCUGGGAGACACCAUAACUCUCCAGGACUUCAAAGGUUUUCGAGGAGGCCUGGAUGUCAGCCACGGGCAGACGGGAGUGGAGUCUGUGUACACGGUGUUCAGGGACAGGGAGAUAAUGUUUCAUGUCUCUACAAAGCUGCCUUUUACCGAAGGAGACACGCAACAACUCCAGAGGAAGAGGCACAUUGGCAAUGACAUUGUGGCAAUUAUCUUCCAAGAGGAGAACACGCCAUUCGUGCCAGACAUGAUCGCCUCCAACUUCCUGCACGCCUACAUCGUGGUGCAGGUGGAGAACCCCGGGGCAGACAAUACAGCAUACAAGGUGUCAGUCACAGCCCGGGAAGACGUUCCCUCCUUUGGCCCACCCCUGCCGAGCCCACCGGUGUUCCAGAAGAGCCCCGAGUUCCGGGAGUUCCUGCUGACCAAGCUCAUCAACGCCGAGAACGCCUGCUGCAAGUCCGACAAGUUUGCAAAGCUGGAGGACCGGACACGGGCUGCCCUGUUGGACAACCUUCACGACGAGCUGCACGGGCACACGCAGGCCAUGCUGGGGCUGGGGCCCGAGGAGGACAAGCUGGAGAAUGGGGGACAUGGAGGCUUUCUAGAGUCUUUCAAGAGAGCCAUCCGGGUGCGCAGCCACUCCAUGGAGACGAUGGUGGGCAGCCAGAAGAAGCACCAUGGCAGUGGCAUCCCAGGCAGCCUCAGCGGGGGCAUUGCACACAACAGCGGCGAGGUGACCAAGACCACCUUCUCGCCCCCUGUCCCAGCUGUUGCUGCCAAGAACCAGUCCAGGAGCCCCAUCAAGCGCCGCUCAGGGCUGUUCCCUCGCCUGCACACGACUUCGGAGAGCCAGGCGGAGAGCAGGACGAGGUGCGACAGUGUUUCUGGAGCCCAGAAGACACCAGAUUUGGGACAUUCUUCCCAAGAGAUGAAAUCUGAAACCUCAUCCAACCCCAGCUCCCCUGAAAUAUGCCCCAACAAAGACAGGCCUUUUAUCAAGCUGAAAGAGAACGGGCGCUCGAACAUCUCCCGUUCCUCCUCCAGCACCAGCAGCUUCAGCAGCACGGCGGGGGAGAGCGAGACCCUGGAGGAGUACGACAGCGUGGGAAGCCAGCCCUCCACCGCCUCCCCGUUCAAGCAGGACGUGUUCGUGUACAGCGCUUCGCCCGGCAGCGAGAGCCCCGGCGGCGCGGCCACCCCGGUCAUCAUGAGCAGGAGCCCCACAGCAGAUCUAAAGAACAGAAAUUCUCCGAGGUCCAACCUGAAGUUUCGCUUUGACAAGCUCAGCCAUGGCAGCUCCAGCAUGAGCCACUAGCAGGAGGGAGUCAGGAACUUGUCACAGAAUGUUUCAACAAAGGGAAAAAUCUUCAACACCCCCCGGGAGCACGCACGCCCCGGCCGUGGGCGGCCAGGUGCCCUCGCUGCUGCACCAGAAAAGAGCUCUCACCUUGCCACAGUCCUGUCCUGACAGGGACCAGCCGCCUUGUCACCCGGUGUCCCCCCGUCCAGCACACCCCUGCGUGCAGCAGGGGACGUGUCCCUGGCUGUGCUGCACGCCUGGCAGGGCCGUGUCCCCUCCUGGGUCACCUGUGCUUGCCCAGAUGUGCUGCAGCUGGUGGGCACCGCCCAUUCCCCCCGUCCCUGCGUUGCCUGGCAGCUCCUUUUGGGCAGAGGGGCAGCAGGAGAGACCUCCACAGAGUUUAGGUCCCUCCGUGCUUUAUUUGCAGUUAUCAGUGGGGUUUAUGUUUGUUUUUUGAAGGGGGGGGUCAGGCCAAAGUUGGGUGUUAGUGGCUCUGGGGCAGUUUGCCCUCCACCAUUGUUUGCUGUUGUUCUUCUCGGGGGACAAUGGGACAAAACCUCCCUGGGGGGGUCCUGGGCAGCUCUCCCUGGAGUGGGGUCUGCAGUGUCUCUCCAGCUGUCCCCCAGCUCCUGCCUACACCCCAAAACCUCGGGGCAGAGGCAGCCCCUCGCUGCAAACUUGCUCAGUUUCUUGCACAAGAGGCAGGUGAGUGACAGCCCAGGGAGUGGAGCUGGGGACAGCAGCCAGCUCAUCCUCCUUGGCAGGUUCACCCUCCCUGCUUUGUCCCUGCCUGACACUGAGCACAGGCCUGGGAAAGGUGACCCAAAGCUAAAGCUGUGCUGUAUUACAGCUUAACUUUUCUAAGUACUAGAACUGGAACCAGAGGGGAUUUACCUGGUGGGCUCUGCUUUGCCCUAUGGCUUGGAUCACCACGCAGGCAAAUGCAUAAAACUCUGGUGAUUUGUGAGGCAUUAGGCUGCUCCAGCCCUUACAGAGUCUCUCCUGCUGCUUUUGAGCCAGCUCUUGUUAUUCUGAAAGGAUUAUAGAUUCUGCAAGGUAACUUCCCAUAAUGCCCUUUCCCAGAAAAUACCUCUCUCAACAUGCCAAGAAAUCCUUUUGCUCUUUUAUGGAACUUCAUGUGAAGUUUCCAGAAGCCUGUCCGUAAAUUUCACAUUGCUCACAGAUUUCCCUUACCCAUUUUCUGGAAGACAGGCCAUGAUGCUGCAGAGAUAUUCCCCCCUGUGCCCCCAGCCUGCCACCCUUGUGCCCCCUCAUGAAAUCAGGUUCUCAGUCUGAAGUGAACACAGUUCUUCAAGUUUGUGAUUCCUACUGAGCACAGGACUUUGGGUGCCAAAGCCCCCGGGGGUGCUCCUGGAGGCACGAGGUACCUGAGCGCCUGUUUCAGGAGGCAGGGGCAGAGCUGUGCUCCUGGAGCAGCCCUGGGCAGCAGCUGUGGCUGCUCCUGCUCCUGCUGCCCUCUCUCUGGGGCAGGUGCUCUAGGAUUCACCAUCACCUGCCCUCCUCCGUGUCACGUCCCCGGCCAGGGACGAGCCCAGGCCAGCAGCACGUGCUCCCCGAGAGCUCCCCGAGAGCCUUACCCAGGUGCUCUGCUCCUGCUGGAAUCCAUCCACGAGGGAAGGCUGUAGCUGGGAUGGGAGGGGAACCAGGCUAAAGAACAGUUGUGAAAAGGCAGGGAACAGUUUCACCGGCCCCAGGUGCUGCGUAGGACCAGUAAAUACCAAUAACUCCCAUGGGGAUGCUCUCUCCUGCUCCCAGCAGUUGCAUUCCAAUGGAGUUUAAGCCUUGAGGUUCCUGUGGGAGGGGAGCAUGCAGUGUGCUCAGUCCAGCCUGUAGCUGUAGGUGUCUCAGGAUCACACACUUUGCUGUUCAGCACUUGUCUGAUGAUGCUUCAGUAGCACUUUCAAACCCACCCCCAAGUCUCCUCUUAGAAGCUUUGGUCUGAUUUCCUGAGGCUGCACAGUGAAACACUGACUGGUGCAAUCACUUGCUCCCAGGGUCUGCUCUGGGUUUGCUUUUUCCUCAGAAGUCACUCGGUUCUGUAGGUGUCGUCAUUCCUGUGGGUGUUGAUCUCCGUGAGAUCUUUCAGCAGAUGAUGCAGUGGCUACUGUCAGCUGGUUUGCCAUUUUUGCUUGUUUUGUUGCCUUUUUUUUUUUUUUUUUCACUUGAAACUGUGUCUUUCCUUUUUGACCUAGAUUGAUUUGGGAAUUAUUCGGGUGGGACUAACAGGCAGGGCAGUGUGAAUCCUCAGGGAGGUUGCAGCGCUCUGGGCUGGUCCCUCCUGCCAGCCCGGAGCGGCGGCGGGGCCGGGGUCUGGCUGAGCUGUGCCAGCGGCUCCUGCGGGGCAUUUCCAGCAGGAAACCCUCGCCAGAGGCCAAAACCCGCUGUGCAUCCUCCCGGCAGCUGGGUCUGGCUGCUGUGCUCGGCCCCGGCAGCCCGGGCUCGGCAGGGCUGCUCUUACAGCCCGGGACUUCUGCACUUCCAGCAGCGGGUGGAGGUGUUCCUGUAGAUAUUUUGCAAAAUGUUUUGUGCUUACUAGUGACACGUACACAUCUAUACAUAUAUAAAAGGGAUAUAUAUAUAUAUAUAUGUAUAAAAUAUAUAUAUUUAUAUAUAUAAAGGAAAGGAUCCUUAACUGACACUAGAAUUACUGGGCAGUGCAUUUUCCUUUCUGAUUCCUCUGUUUCCAUGCACACAACUUCUGCCCUCCUCAGAAGUGACAUGGCAGAGGGAGCAGAGGGGCUCGGAAACGCCUUAGGGGGGCGGUGGGGAAGCCCCCUCUGUGUGGAGGGGUCUCCGUGGCUGGGGGUGCUCCCGUGUGCCGGGAUUUGGGUCCUGGUUUGGCUCAGCCGGCUCAGGUGCAGCUGCACACCUGGUGCCGCUGGCUCCGCGUCCUUGUGCGGGACCUUCCCCAGCAGCGUCACCUCCACCAGGGGCUGGCAGAGCCCUGUCCCGGGCUCCGUGCCCCUGUCCCGGGCUGUCAGAGCGCUGUCCCGGGCGCGGUGCCCCUGUCCGGGUUGGCAGAGCCCAGUCCCGGGCUGGCAGAGCGCUGUCCCGGGCUCUGUGUGCCCCUGUCCGGGCUCUGUGCCCCUGUCCCGGGCUGUCAGAGCGCUGUCCCGGGCUCGGUGCCCCUGUCCGGGUUGGCAGAGCCCAGUCCCGGGCUGGCAGAGCGCUGUCCCGGGCUCUGUGUGCCCCUGUCCGGGCUCUGUGCCCCUGUCCCGGGCUGUGUGCCCCUGUCCUGGGCUCUGUGCCCCUGUCCCGGGCUGGCAGAGCCCUGUCCCGGGCUCCGUGCCCCUGUCCCGGCUGCGCUUCCCUCCAGGAGAGCUCUUGGCACGCACCCCUUCUCGGAGCCCCGCAGAGCCAAAGCACAGCGCGGAACUGCUUUUUCUGAGGGAAGCAGGGCAUCCUAAGCACAAACUCCUUUUCUUCCCAGAGUUUGGAGGGUUUUCGGGAAGGGCAGGCCAGGGGCCCGGGGGUGUUUGCGCCGCCGAGGGGCUGUGCCUGGGGCCGGCAUCUCUCGGCUGCGCUCGGUGCCCCCCGAGGCCGGGCAGAGCCCCCCGAGGCCGGGCAGAGCCCCCCUGCUCCCCUGCUCAGCUCACCCCGGCCCCAGCAUGCUCCCAUGCCUUCCGUGAAUGUAGCACUGCGGCUGUCCUGCACAGGGAAUGCCGGAUCGGCAGCCGAGAAUGUGAAGAGGGUUUAUAGGGUGAAAAGAAUUCUUGAAGAAAUGUCUCUGACAAAGUUUAUUUUUGAUGUAGAGAGGCAGUGCUUUGUAGUUCCUGGUGACCUAUGUCUGUUGUAAAUAAUGUAUAUUUAAUUUAUUGCUAUGGUAGCAGAUUGUUAUGUAUAAAACGAAAGGUUCACAAAUGUAUAUUUUGUUGCUUAAAUGUGUCUUUGCAAAAUUCACAAUAAAUAACAUAUUUUGUGUCCAUAUA
Onychostruthus taczanowskii (white-rumped snowfinch) is the source of this 6185-nucleotide messenger RNA. It is a transcript of the gene RAP1GAP2, whose product is annotated as RAP1 GTPase activating protein 2. The transcript is spliced from 25 exons. NCBI's taxonomy places the organism in Eukaryota, Metazoa, Chordata, Aves, Passeriformes, Passeridae. Gene Ontology annotation, biological process: regulation of small GTPase mediated signal transduction; activation of GTPase activity. Gene Ontology annotation, cellular component: cytoplasm; plasma membrane. Gene Ontology annotation, molecular function: GTPase activator activity. The coding region runs from base 118 to 2250 and encodes 710 amino acids. The record is from RefSeq and is a predicted model, not a curated record.